GUUAAAAUGUUUUUCACUAAAAUCCAAGUGAGCGCUGUUCUGCUCUUGGCCAUUUCUAGCCAAUUGGCCUGGGGUCAAUUCAAUCCAAAUUAUGUAUCGGGUCGCGAUACCAUGGUCCAUUUGUUCGAAUGGAAAUGGGAUGACAUUGCGGCGGAAUGUGAAAAUUUCUUGGCGCCCAAGGGCUAUGCUGGUGUUCAGGUCUCCCCCGUCACCGAAAAUGUAGUUGUUGCCAAUCGUCCCUGGUGGGAACGUUAUCAACCCGUCUCCUACUUGAUGACCACCCGUUCCGGUAAUGAAGCCCAAUUCGCCAGUAUGGUUAAACGUUGCAACAAUGUUGGUGUACGCAUCUAUGUCGAUAUUGUUUUCAAUCAUAUGGCUGCCAGUCACGCCUCGGUUGUGGGUACUGGUGGUUCUAAGGCUGAUCCCAAUUCAAAGAGUUACCCUGCCGUACCUUAUUCCUCAACUGAUUUCCAUGCCACUUGUGGCAUUAGCAACUAUAAUGAUGUCAAUCAAGUCCGUAAUUGUGAAUUGGUUGGUUUGAAGGAUUUGGAUCAAAGUAAGGAAUGGGUACGCGAUCGCAUCGUGGAAUUUAUGAAUAAAUUGAUUUCGUUGGGUGUUGCUGGUUUCCGCGUCGAUGCUGCUAAACAUAUGUGGCCAGCUGAUUUGAAGGUUAUCUACUCCCGCCUGAACAACUUGAACACAGCCCAUGGUUUCGCAGCCAACACCCGCCCCUUCAUCGUUCAAGAAGUUAUCGAUAUGGGCGGCGAGGCCAUCUCCAAAUAUGAAUACACCGAUUUGGGUGCCGUCACCGAAUUCAGACAUUCCGAUUCCAUUGGUAAGGUAUUCCGUGGUAAAGAUCAAAUGCGUUGGUUGGUCAACUGGGGUACCGCAUGGGGUUUCAUGCCCUCCGAUCGUUCUUUGGUCUUCGUCGAUAAUCACGAUAAUCAACGUGGUCAUGGUGCUGGCGGUGCUGAUAUCCUCAACUAUAAAACCUCGAAACAAUAUAAAAUGGCCAAUGCCUUUAUGUUGGCCCAUCCCUUCGGUAUUACACGUGUUAUGUCCUCCUUCGCCUUCGACAAUACCGAUCAGGGACCACCCACCACCGAUGGUAAUACCAUUCGUUCUCCGACAUUCAAUGCUGAUAACUCUUGCAGUGGCGGUUGGGUUUGUGAACAUCGUUGGCGUCAAAUUUACAACAUGGUUGGAUUCCGUAAUGUUGCCGGUAAUACAGCCGUUCAAAAUUGGUAUGAUAAUGGUAGCAAUCAGAUCGCAUUCUGUCGCGGUAAUAAGGCUUUCAUUGCUUUGAAUGGUGAUUCGUAUGAUAUGAAUACUACAUUGCAAACAUGCUUGCCAGCUGGUACUUAUUGUGACAUUAUUUCGGGUUUGAAAUCUGGUUCCAGUUGUACUGGUAAAUCGGUGGUGGUUGGUUCGGAUGGUCGUGCCACUAUUACUAUUCGCAAGUCUGAAGAGGAUGGUGUCUUGGCUAUACAUGUUAACUCGAAAUUGUAAAGAA
Musca vetustissima is the source of this 1513-nucleotide messenger RNA. Its product is annotated as alpha-amylase 1-like. Lineage: Eukaryota; Metazoa; Arthropoda; Insecta; Diptera; Muscidae. The record is from RefSeq and is a predicted model, not a curated record. Gene Ontology annotation, biological process: carbohydrate metabolic process. The transcript has 3 exons. Gene Ontology annotation, molecular function: cation binding; alpha-amylase activity. Bases 7 to 1509 code for a protein of 500 amino acids.